Trichoplax adhaerens is the source of this 1800-nucleotide messenger RNA. RefSeq lists its product as uncharacterized. NCBI's taxonomy places the organism in Eukaryota, Metazoa, Placozoa, Uniplacotomia, Trichoplacea, Trichoplacidae. The transcript is spliced from 4 exons. Bases 1 to 1800 code for a protein of 599 amino acids. The record is from RefSeq and is a predicted model, not a curated record.
AUGAAACCAAAUAUUGAUGUGACUCCGAUCGUUACUAAAAUCACAGCGUUUGUCAAAUCUGAGGGGGUUUUUGAUCAGUUUAGAAGGGAUUGCAAUGGUGAUAUAACUCAAAUGGAUAAAUAUCGUCAAUUGGAACACUUUGUACAAGAAUAUGUCAACGAUUGGCUACUUAACGAAAGAUGGACUGAAUCUAGUAACAAGAACAAGCACAGAAACGAUUUACGACAACAAGUGGAUAGAUCGAACAAAGUCAAAGCAACAUUGGAUAGCAUUAUUUCAUUGAAUUUAAGAUCAAGAAUAGAAAAUUUUCGAUCACGGAUCGAGGAUGUGGUUAGAGAUUACAUAAAUAAAGAAGAAGAGCGAAAAAAAUUACUUGAAAAAAAGGAGCAAGAAACCUGUAGUCCUGUAAAUUCGAUAAAGAAUUUAGCGAAUGAUGAAGUAACUUUACUAAGCCAGGCUCAGUACAGCAAGAUCCAAUUGGAGCAGACUGCCAGGACGGCAUUAUUUAAUAACGGUACUUCAUCAAGUAUUAUCUCCGCUAGCGAUCAAAAUAGUGUAGCAGUUGCUACAAAAAGUCUUCAGGAAGGUAAUAAAAGUAACCCAAGAAGUCAAAUUGAUAGCAAUAAAACGAUUUUAAAACAUUCCAUAGAAGAUUCUAGAAUGAUUAGCAGGAAUUCCUCGGAAGCGAUUAGGAAUACUAUAAAAGUUUCAACGGAAAAUAAAGUUCUUGUUAAAAACACUGCUGGAGCUGCUAAGAACAUCGUUUCGGAGAAUAGUUUUAGACUUGGUGUACAAAGGUCUGUGGAGAAUUUUAAGAGUGCUAUAAAACCAUGCUCAGAAUGCAUUACGCCUCCUGUGGGAAAUUCUGCUGAAAACGCGAACUGCGUUGUGGAAAAUUCUUUAGAUAAAGAGAGCUCUACUAUGUUUAAAGUGACUAAGGGUACCCCUUUGGACAAGGACGUAAAUGUUAGUAUAAUUCCAAGUGCUAAACAGAUACCGUCAUUUGUGGAAAAUACUUCACGGAUUGGAAUUGAUAUGAAAUCGGAUAUACGAGUAUUGCAUGAUACCUAUUUUAAUGAUGAUACACCUUCAAAUAAUAUCGUAGAGAAGCGUCACAGCUCGGCUAAAGUACCUCAUGACUUGACGGCUGCUUUAGUAACAACUGAUAAACGUGAUUUAGUUCAGGACGGCUAUUCUAAUCAUGUUACAGAAACACCUCAUACCGAAGAUAUGGUAUUAAAUUUAUCGCAGACUUCAAAAUUGGACAAAACAGGCAUACUUGUAGAUAUGAACAUUAGGAAUAAAGCUGCAUUCAAUUGUGGAUUAGAUGGGUAUAUAGCGCAAAGUACAUAUUCUGAAAUUAAAAAUUCAGAGAGCGGUAGUGAAAGAGAAUCAGAUAAUUCUCUUUCUGGUAUUUCAGAGCAAAUUAGUUCGGUUCAUACGAGUGACUUGUCUUCAUUCAAUGAUGAUAUCAGCUCCAUUUCAUCUCCAUCACUCAGCAGCUCAAAUUCCGACGAAGAAGACGAUAUCAUUACGGCAUCUGAGACUGGAAGAAAUUUAUCAGUGCAACGGCAGAACGACGAAUGCGUAAAUCAAUGUAUAAGCAAUCAAUCUGACGCUAUUAAAGGUAAUAGAUCACGAAAGCAGUCCAAGAUCACUGAUUCAAGGACUAAAAGAAGAACGGGUCGGAAGCGUUUGCAACGAUUGAUUAAUAACGCUAACGUAAUUAGUGGUAGUCAAGCUAGAGGAAUUAUUACAAGGAGACGAAGUUCUGCGAGACUGGAUAAAUCCAGGAAAUAG